CUUCUGCGCUUCUGGCUGUUACUCGCGACUCGCAAGCCCAAAACUCGUCUUCGACAGCUACUGCUCUUAUCGUCGUCUUCACUUCCUCCUUGUCUUCUUCCGAUGGAACACAAGGGGUGGAAAUUAUGGCUAAGGAUCUUCCAAAGGAUUUAGUCUCUAACGUGCUGCGUCGACUAAGUGCCAAGAGUCUUCUACGAUUCCGUUGUGUAUCGAGGUCAUGGUGUUCUAUGAUCGACGAUCCCCUUUUUGCUGAAGUCAGCUUCACAGAGACUUCAAUUUCAUCGUGCAUGGUCACCAUAAGAAGCUUCGUCAGAUGCAGAUGUUCACCAUAUACUUAUGUCCACACGACAACAUCGUAGGAGAUCACAUUCUAACUUUGAAAGAUCACGAGUUCAUCCUCGACAGCAUGACUUUACGAGGUUCGUCUAAUGGCUUGGUUUGUUUAGCCGAUCAAGGGAAUGUCAUCAUAUGCAACUUGUCGACCAGAGUUUUCCAUAAUGUGAAAUUGCUGCCGGAAUAUACCACAGAUAAAUUUUGGUUUAGUUAUGGUUAUGGAUUUGGGUAUGACUCCAUCAAUGAUGAUUACAAAGUGGUAAGAGUCGACCGCAGAAGAUACGAAGAAAUUUCAGAUCAAGCAUAUCCGAUGCAGAUCCGGUACUCGUUUCUGGUGCUCUCCACUGGACGAAUUGGGAGGACAAUAAAGAUAAAACCAUUCUUGGUGUUUGCUUUUGAUCUCGCCACGGAAGAGUUUGGCAAGAUUGAUUUGCCAGUGAAAACAGAUAGGCCACCAGCCAUGGGAGUACUUGGAGGCUGCUUGACCCUGACAUGUAGCUGCAUUGAUGUGGAGUAUGAUAUUGAGUCAUGGGUGAUGAAGGAUUACAUGGUGCAAGAGUCUUGGACUAAACUUUUUCGUACCUCGGCGGUCGGAUAUGAUGGAGAUUUGAGGCCUAUAACUUAUUCAAGGGACGGUAACAAAAUUCUCGUGCUAAGUCCAAUUGAUUGCUUCUUUUAUUGGUACCAUGUGGAAAGUCAAGUUUUGGUAUAUGUUGAUAUUCGCGGUUAUAGUGGAUUGGCAAUAGCUCCUUAUUCGGAAAGCCUCGCCUCAGUAAGUGCUUAUAGAGGAUGCGACAAGAGACUCCGGACAGCUAAGGAAACAAUCUCGGGAUGUGAUUUGGGAAACAAGAAAAGAAAAUUUUGAGUAUAAUCAAUUUGACUUCUUUCUUACUCUUUUUCUCCAAAAUUUAUAGCUACAAAUGCUACAUCCUUUGUUAUUCUGCAUCGUUAACAGUAAAAAAUGCGGUAUUGG
Molecule: messenger RNA, 1306 nt
Organism: Rubroshorea leprosula
Lineage: Eukaryota; Viridiplantae; Streptophyta; Magnoliopsida; Malvales; Dipterocarpaceae
Source: the annotation of a GenBank genome assembly